Molecule: messenger RNA, 4902 nt
Organism: Poecilia latipinna (sailfin molly)
Lineage: Eukaryota; Metazoa; Chordata; Actinopteri; Cyprinodontiformes; Poeciliidae
Gene: eea1
Product: early endosome antigen 1
Exons: 30
Coding region: 145-4347 (1400 amino acids)
Biological process (GO): endocytosis
Cellular component (GO): early endosome
Molecular function (GO): 1-phosphatidylinositol binding; metal ion binding
Source: RefSeq, a predicted model, not a curated record
UGCAGCCGCUCAACCAUCCCCUUCACGACCCGCCCAUCCGCCGCUUCUCCCACAGCCUGGUCAGGUGUUCGCUUGUUUCCAUACGUAAACUUUGCAUUUUGGUAACUGAUCAGCUUCUGUGUCGUGACAAACCCAAUCGAGGACAUGUUCAGACGGAUACUUCAAAUGACUCCUGGGAAGGGAGGCUCCCAGAAUGCAGAGUCGGAGAAGCCCACCACUGACCUGAACCACGACCAGACGUCCGAGGGCUUCAUCUGUCCUCAGUGCAUGAAGUCUCACAACUCUGCAGACGAACUCUUCAAACACUAUGAGCUGUUCCACGACACUGGAGACCUCCCCGCUCAUGUGGCUCCCACGCGUGAAGACCUCACCAUGUUGCGGCAGGAGGUCCAGGAUCUCCACGCUUCUCUCAAGGAGGAGCGAUGGUUCUCUGGAGAACUAAAGAAAGAAUUGGACAAAGUUCAAGGACAACUGAAGCAAAACGAUGAACCAAUAAGCGCUGAGGACUCAGCCCUCGAAAGAAAGUUGGUGGAAGCAGAGACGGAGAAGUUCAACAUUAAGCAGAUGAAAGACCUGUUUGAGCAGAAGGCAGCGCAGCUGGCCACAGAGAUAGUAGACCUGAAGUCUCGCUACGACGAGGAGAAAAGCCUGAGGGAGGCUGCCGAUCAGAGGGUUUCCAGUUUGAGCGAACAGCUGCAGAGGGAGAAGCAGGAGAAUGAGACACUUCAAACAGAACUGCUGCAGCGGCCGGGAGUGGAGGACGUGGAGGUUCUGCAGAAGGAGCUGGUCCAGGUGCAGACACUCAUGGACCAGAUGACCCGUGAGCGGGAGGAAGAGUCCGAGCGCCUCAAAAGCCACUACACAGAGCUGCAGGCUAACUACACUACCUCAGAGAUUCAAAAACUGGAGAUGACCAUAUCCCAACUAAAAGCCGAGCUGGAGAAGGGCCCGCAGGAAGCCGCUGUCUACACGCAACAAAUCCACGAGCUGCAGGGGAAUCUCAAUAAUUUGCAGCAACAGUGUCAGAGUCUCUCUGAGAAACUCGCGCGUAAGGAGAAGGAGCUUCAUGAAGUGGAGGACACUCUGGGAGCCGAGAAAGCUGCCAAGAAGGGCGUCCAGGACAGCCUGAGGGAGCGGGACUCGGAGGUGCAGGAGCUCCAGGCUCGAGCCGCGGCGGCCGAAGCGUCCCUUCAGAAGGCCCAGGCCGAGCUGGCGGAGAGGGCCGAGGAGGCGGCCAAGCUGAGGAGCGAGGUAGCAGAGCUGGAGGUGAAACACGCAGAGCUGAAGGUGGAGAGGAAGCAGCUGGAGCAUCAGAGGGAGGAAAAAGAAAGCCAAGGUGCCCAGCAGCAGACGGAGAUCAGUCAGCUGCAUGCCAAACUGCUGGAGGCCGAGCGGCAGGUAGGCGAGCUGCAGGGCCGUCUGAAGGAGCAGAGGCAGCUUUCUGGAGAGAAACUGAAGGACAGAGAGCAGCAAGCGGCCGACCUCCAGUUCAAACUCUCCCGAACUGAAGAACAGCUAAAGGAGAGCUGCAGUAAGAACUCGGACCUGCAGCACCAGCUGGAGAAAGCCAAGCAGCAGCACCAGGAGCUUCAGGCGCUGCAGCAAAACACCAACGGCAAACUGCGGGAGGCGCAGAAUGACUUGGAGCAGGUGCUGCGUCAGAUCGGGGACAAAGACCAGAAGAUCCAGAACCUGGAGGCUCUGCUUCAGAAGAGUAAAGACACUGUGACCCAGCUGGAGGCGGAGAGAGAGGAUCUGUGUGCCAAAAUCCAGGCUGGGGAGGGAGAGACGGCGCUCCUCAACCAGCUGAAAGAGAAGAACCACGCACUGCAUGAACAGGUUGCGCAGUUGACGGACAAGCUGAAGAACCAGUCGGAGAGCAACAAGCAGGCCCAGGACAACCUCCACAAGCAGGUCCAGGAGCAGAAGACUCAGCUGCGUUCAGCCCAGGACCGAGCGCAGACCCUGGAGACGUCCGUCACCGAGCUCACCGCCCAGCUCACUGACAGCAAGGAGAAAGUAUCCCAGCUGGACGCUCAGCUGAAGGCCAAAACAGAGUUGCUCCUGUCUGCAGAGGCGGCCAAGGCCGCGCAGAAGGCCGACCUGGAGAACAGCCUGGAGGCGUCUCAGCACGCUCUGCAGGACAAACAGCAGGAGCUGAGCGAAGCGCAGAAGAGGCUGGAGGAUCAGGCCCAGAGGCUCAGAGACAGACAGGAGCAGAGUGCCCAGCUGGAGAGCAGCCUGAAGGAAUGUAAAGACAAACUGCUGGCCUCAGAGCAGCGGGUGGAGCAGCUGGAAGGGCUCAGCAAGAAACUGGAGUCUCAGGCGGCGGAGGUGCAGACCGCGAGAGAUCAGCUGCAGCUGGAGGUGCAGAAACUGCAGAAGGAAAGUUCAGAGGUGAAACAGAAAGCAAAGGAGCUGCAGCGCUCCCUGGAAACAGAAAAGGAAGGAACGAAGAGUCUGCAUGAGGAGCUGCAGAAAAAGGCUGCGGCUGCGAGUGGCGUGCAGCAGCAGCUGGAGCGCUGUGAGCAGGAAAUGGCGGCUCUGAAGGUGAACCUGGACAAGGUGACCCAGGAGGGACAGAGUCGGCAAGCGGAGCUGAGCAAGAAGGCUCAGAGUCUGGCUGCAGAGCUGCAGAAGGCCCAGCAGGAGAAGGAGGCGCAGAGGAAGGAGCUCGGAGCGACUCAGGAGAGCCUGCAGAAGGCCAACAAGGCUCUGAAGGAGAGUCAGAAUCAGCUGGAGGCCGACAGGAAGAACCAUAAAUCAGCCAUGGAGGACAAGGACAAGUCUAACGAAAAGACAAGAAAGGAGCUUUUGAAAACUAACGAGGCCAUCACUAAGAAAAUGAACGAAUCGAAGGAGCAGCUGGAGCAAACGAGAGAGGCGGAGAAAACGUUGAAGGCGCGGCUCACGUCAUUUGAGCAGCAGCACUCACAGACUCGGGGGACGCUGAAGGCAAAGGAGGAAGAGUUGAAGAAGUUGCAGGACCAGCUGAAGACAGUUCGGGGAUCCAUGGAGGAGGAGGCGAAGAGGCUGAGCGGCCAAGUGGCCGACCUGCAGGAAGCGGCUGUCAAGAAGGCAGAAGAGGAGAGGAAACUGACGGCUCGGGUGUCGGAGCUCGGCCAGGAUCUGACCGCUGAGAGGAGCCGGGCGGCGGAGCUGCAGCAGUCACUGCAGCAAAGCCAGGAAAACCUCUCAAAGCUUCAGUCCGACUUUUACGGCAAAGACUCUGAGGUUUCCUCUCUGCGUCAAGACCUGAAGAGCUCAGAGGAGAAGCUGAGCAUGGCUCAGGAGGAGCUGGCCGCCAAUCGGACGCAUCAGUCGGCUUUGGAGGCUCAGAUCCAGGAGCUGAAGGCGGCCCGGUCCGCACUGGAGCAAGAACUCUCCAAACGGCACCAGACGCUCCAGCAGCAGGAACAAGCCCUGAAGGAGCUGCAAAAGCAAGAGGGUCAAGUUAAGGAGGAACUGCAGAAGGAGAGAAGCAAGGCGGAGGAGCUGAACAAAGCCAAGAGCGCGCUGGAAAAGAACAGCAGCAAACUGACCUCUGACCUGAAAACGCUGGCGGAGAAAAGUGAGAAGGAACUAAGAGAGUUGCAGGAAGCCAAGCAGCUGCUGAUCCAGCAGAAACUGGAGCUGCAGGGUCAAGUGGAGGCCGCGCAGGGGGCGCUCAAGGAGGAGCAGAAGGAGCACCAGGUCACCAAGGACAACAGGAGCAAGCGAGAGCAGCAGCUCCUCGCCCAGACAAAGGAAGUCCAGGACCAACUCGCGGCGGAGAGGAGAGCCAGAGAGGAGCAGGUGAAGCGCGGGGAGGAGGCUGAGGCUAAGCUGAGCGUGCAGGUCACGGCCCUGAAUGAAAACGUGGCCACGCUGAAGAGGGAGUGGCAGAGCAGCCAGCGGAGAGUCGGCGAGCUGGAGAAGCAGACGGACGAGCUGAGAGGGGAGAUCGCUGUGCUGGAGGCCACGGUCCAGAACAACCAGGACGAGCGGCGGGCUCUUCUGGAGAGGUGCGUCGCGGGUGAAGGCGAGAUCGAGAAGCUCCAGGCCAAAGUGGUGGAGCUCCGGAGGAAGCUGGACGACACCACGGCGGCCAUGCAGGAGCUCGGCAGAGAGAACCAGUCGCUCCAGAUCAAACAGUCGCAGAGUCUGACCAGAAAGUGGGCGGAGGACCACGAAGUCCAGAACUGCAUGGCCUGUGGGAAGGGCUUCACCGUCACGGUCAGGAAGCACCACUGUCGACACUGCGGGAACAUCUUCUGCGGCGAGUGCUCAGCGAGGAGCGCCCUCACGCCGUCCUCCAAGAAGCCCGUUCGGGUUUGCGAGACGUGCUUUGAGGAGCUCCAGGGCUGAUCCUCGGUGUUCUCCUGCCCCUCAACUCCCUCCCUUUAACCCUUUAUAUUCCAGCGGGCAGAAGAAGGCUAGUCUUUGUCAUUUUUUUAAAUGUGCACUAAUGAGAGACCGCCCCAGCGCAAAAAAAAAAAAAAAAAAAAGACUCCCAUUUGCAUAGGCCGUCCGGCCGCGGUGCAGAGGAGACGCGGCGGAGAUGCAGUGGGAUCAGCUGGGACCGUCCGUAUCUGUUUUUGUGCCUUUUGCUCCUCCUGUGGACUGCCAGAGAGCGGAGGCGGGGUGGAUCCGCGCUCACCUCCUUUAAGUUCGUAUUCAGGCCUCCAUCGGUGUUCGGCAUCGUCGGCAGUUGUGAGGUGGCUGCUUUGAUCUUUGCUCGUGUCUGUUAGCGUCACGCUGCUCCGGGGCGUGAACCGACUCAGCUCAGUGCAGCUCUGCCAUACAAAGAUAAAUGCAAGUAACUUAUUAUUUGCUUGUAAUUAUACAACUCUAUUAUAGAACUCUUGAAUUCAUGCAUUCGAGGUAAGAAAGAACUACCUAUAAAAGUAUCAUUUAGGAAAA